Balaenoptera ricei (Rice's whale) is the source of this 1932-nucleotide messenger RNA. It is a transcript of the gene GAL3ST4, whose product is annotated as galactose-3-O-sulfotransferase 4. Gene Ontology annotation, molecular function: galactosylceramide sulfotransferase activity. Gene Ontology annotation, cellular component: membrane. The transcript has 3 exons. The coding region runs from base 77 to 1528 and encodes 483 amino acids. The record is from RefSeq and is a predicted model, not a curated record. NCBI's taxonomy places the organism in Eukaryota, Metazoa, Chordata, Mammalia, Artiodactyla, Balaenopteridae. Gene Ontology annotation, biological process: glycolipid biosynthetic process.
GCUGUCUCAAGCUGUCUCUGCCUCUGUGCCUGGCCCUUGCCCUGUCCCUCUCUAGUGUCACCCUUCCCUGUGCCACAUGGGCCCUCUGUCUCCUACCAGGACCAUGCGCCUCUGGGGGCCUCGGAGCCUGGGAGUGGCUCUGGGAGUCUUCAUGACCAUCGGAUUUGCCCUCCAGCUCUGGGGGGGUCCCUUCCAGAGGAGGCUACCUGGGCUGCAGCUCCGACAGUCCUGGGCCUCAACCCCAAGACCAGCUGUUCCAUCCUGCCUGCCACGGCAGCGACUCGUGUUCCUGAAGACGCAUAAAUCCGGGAGCAGCUCUGUGCUGAGUCUACUUCACCGCUACGGGGACCGACACGGGCUGCGCUUCGCCCUCCCCGCCCGCUACCAGUUCGGCUACCCAAAGCUUUUCCAGGCCUCUCGGGUCAAAGGCUACCGCCCUCAGGGUGGAGGCACCCAGCCCCCCUUCCACAUCCUCUGUCAUCACAUGAGGUUCAACCUGAAAGAGGUACUUCAGGUCAUGCCUUCUGACAGCUUCUUCUUUUCCAUUGUCCGAGACCCAGCGGCUCUGGCCCGCUCUGCCUUCUCCUACUAUAAAUCCACAUCAUCGGCUUUCCGCAAAUCACCAUCCUUGGCUGCCUUCCUGGACAAUCCCCGAGCCUUCUACCAGCCCGGGGCCCGUGGGGACCACUAUGCACGCAACUUGCUAUGGUUUGACUUUGGCCUCCCCUUUCCCCCAGAGAUGAGGACCAAGAGAGGGAAUCCUCAUCCCCCCAGAGAUCCCAACCCGCCACAGCUGCCUUCUGGUGUUGGCGCGCGAGCCCACACCUUGGAUCCCAAUGCUCUCUUCCAUCCCGUUCCCACUGUUGCUGAUGGUCACAGCCAGACGUCCAGCUCUGCCUCUUUAGAUUUGGGGUCUUCAUCCUUCAUCCAGUGGAAUCUGGCCUGGCUGGACUCUGUCUUUGACCUGGUCUUGGUGGCCGAGUACUUUGACGAGUCAUUGGUCCUGCUGGCCGAUGCCCUGUGCUGGGGUCUAGAUGAUGUGGUGGGCUUCAUGCACAACGCUCAGGCUGGAGGUGGGCAGGGCGGAAGUGCUGUCGGCGAUGGGGGACUGACUGCUGAGGACAGGCAGCUGUCUGCACGGGCCCGAGCCUGGAACAACCUGGACUGGGCUCUCUAUGUUCACUUCAACCGCAGCCUGUGGGCCCGGAUAAAGCAAUACGGCCAGAGCCGGCUGGACAGUGCUGUGGCGGCGCUCCGGGCUCGCCGAGAGGCCCUGGCUAAACACUGUCUGGUGGGGGGAGAGGCUUUAGACCCCAAGUACAUCACUGACCGGCGGUUCCGCCCUUUCCAGUUUGGGUCAGGUAAGGUUUUGGGUUACGUGCUUCGGAGUGGCCUGAGCCUCCAAGACCAGGAGGAGUGUGGGCGCCUGGCUACCCCUGAGCUACAGUACAAGGACAAGCUAGAUGCCAAGCAGUUCCCCCCAGCAGUCUCUGUGCCCCUCAAGACUUCAAGGCUACCCUCCCCCUAGGCAUCAGACCACUGAGUCUUAGGCUGAAAAGCAGCUGAGCCACAGGGGCACAGUGAUGAGUGUGGGGCAGCCAGAUGCCCUUUCUGCUUCCCCCAGAGACCAUGUCUGCUCCCCAAAGGACCAGUGGAACUUUGCACGGAUGUGGGCCCCACGUCCUCCAGCCUGUGCCGAGGAAUCCUAGUCCUAGAAGCAUCCUCCCCCCAUCUUGCCCCUUCCCCUUUCCAGCACCUCGCCCCCCCCACCCCAGGUCCAAACAGCACUCUCAAAGCCCCCCUGGAGGAGCAAACCAUGGAGUACGGCAGAGAUUGUUUGGGACACAAGGGAUCAGAAUAAUGCGUCCACCUCUCUAUGAAAUAUUUGUUACUGGGCUAUACUCAUUUCACUAUGAAAUGUUUGUUGAAUGA